GCAACACUAAAGUCAACAUGAAAUGCCAUUUCAAUGGAACCCUGCUGAUCAAUGUCCUGCCGCCUCUGCUGUUCACCGAGUUUAUCUUUGGAGUCCUCGGGAAUGGUUUGGCUCUCUGGAUCUUCUGCUUCCACAUCAGGCCGUGGAAGAGCAGCACGGUGUUACUCUUCAACCUGUCAAUAGCGGAUUUUCUGCUCAACGUGGCCUUGCCUUUCCGCGCCAUCUACUACAUGUCCAACAUCGUUUGGACGUUUGGGGACGCUCUGUGCAACAUCUGCCUCUUCAUGUUGGCAUUGAACCGCAGUGUAAGUACCAUCUUCUUGAUGGCUAUCGCCCUGGACAGGUACAUGCGCGUGGUGCAUCCCCAUCAUCGCAUCAACUCCCUGAGUGUCUCCAAAGCCAUGUGUGGAGCCCUUGCCGUAUGGGUGCUCACCAUCUCAAUGACGGUUCAUGUCUUCAAUCUGGAACACAACAACACAACCCACUGCGAGAGCUUCUGGGUUGAUACUGAAAUGCGACAUAAUCUGAACUGGCACAAGUUUGAGUUUCUCUUUUCCUUCUACGUGCCUCUGAUUGUGGUUCUCUACUGUACGUUCCACAUUAGUAGCCAUCUGAGCAGGAGGCAGUUGGCCCAGCAGGCAAAGAUUAAAAAGGCUCUUUGGUUGACCAUUUUGGUGACGGUGCUCUUCGUCGUUCUCUUCCUCCCAAGCAACAUCACACAGCUGCUGAUUUGGAUAAGGACGCCGCAAUUAGUCAGCAAACUCCCAGAAUCUGAAGCGUGCCGUGCUCUGGAAGACCUCACCGUCUGGUUUUUCCUCACCAUUAGCCUGACCUAUCUCAACAGCAUGUUGGAUCCUGUCGUUUACUACUUCUCCAGCCCCAUCUUCAAGAACGUCUGCAGGAAAAUGUUCCAUCUGCGCCAAGAAGACACUGCUGAAAGUACAGAGAAGAAAACCAGAGAAACUGGCUCCCAGUCGCUCAGCCAGCUUUGAUCCCACAAUCAUGGAAAGCUUGAAAAUGGAUGCAGCUCCGUAGUAGAAGAAUUGUUGUGUGUUAAGUGUUAAGCUUUAGACAAAAUGCUAUUUUUGCUUCUCAUAUACAGGUGUUAUCAAGUAUUGUAUGCGCUACUACAAAACAGUGUAAAAUAAAUAAUGCAUGUACUUAA
Gasterosteus aculeatus aculeatus (three-spined stickleback) is the source of this 1165-nucleotide messenger RNA. Lineage: Eukaryota; Metazoa; Chordata; Actinopteri; Perciformes; Gasterosteidae. The record is from RefSeq and is a predicted model, not a curated record.